Sardina pilchardus (European sardine) is the source of this 3884-nucleotide messenger RNA. RefSeq names its product sphingomyelin synthase 1b (gene sgms1b). Gene Ontology annotation, cellular component: endoplasmic reticulum membrane; Golgi membrane; plasma membrane. Gene Ontology annotation, molecular function: protein binding; sphingomyelin synthase activity; ceramide cholinephosphotransferase activity. The record is from RefSeq and is a predicted model, not a curated record. The transcript has 7 exons. NCBI's taxonomy places the organism in Eukaryota, Metazoa, Chordata, Actinopteri, Clupeiformes, Clupeidae. Gene Ontology annotation, biological process: sphingomyelin biosynthetic process; ceramide biosynthetic process. The coding region runs from base 636 to 1904 and encodes 422 amino acids.
GUGCAGAAGCGCUCAAGUUAACACAUGCAUUGAGCCAUCAGUGUCUGUUUCAACCUGAGGACAGAUGUGUCUGAUGGCAUCCAAAUCGAUUAGAUAACAGACGGGUCUGACCUCCUUGUGGAUUCCAAUCAGGAACGAUUCAGAGACAGCGUUUAUGCGGGAAAACUAGGUGGAUCAGCACUUGGCAGCACCGCUGACUUGUGGAUUCGGUGGUGAAUGAUGGAGGAUAGACACGGAUGACCAAAGCGUUAGUCAGCGGAUGGGCGGGAUUGGUGUUCAUGACCAUACGGUAACACACGGCAUGCUGUCAGACGGUUCGCGGUAGGCAAGCGGUGGCAACAAACGUCUCUCGUCAUUUAAAAUACGGAGAGAAAUUAUCUACCCCUCCCUGUGCAGAUUUCAGCAGUAAGAUGACUUGAAUUGCUGCCACAAUUGGAUUAUCCAUUUGGACGUUUGUUGGGAUCUCCUGACCUGACCAGUACCGUGAAGUGUGUCGGUGUGUGUCCACCCAAUGAGCUUAAUGUGUGAUGAGCACCACCUGGGGAGGUCUUUGUGUCGCUUAGACCCAGCCGCUCAAAACUCUGUGCACCUCCACCCCUGUUCUCCCACGGUUUGCUGAGGCAGGGCGGUCUGCCAUGAAGAAAGUAGCCCAGUGGUCAGUGGAGGAGGUCUCUCGCUGGCUGACGGACGAAGGCAUGCAGGAGUAUUCCGAGCCCUUCCGGAACGUCGACGUCGACGGCCACGCGCUGCUGCAGAUCUCGCAGACGGACUUCCAGAGGCCGCCGCUGUCGCUGGUGAGCUCGGACGGCGGGCAGCAGCUCCUGGAGCGCGUGGAGACGCUCCGCAUCGAGCACCACAUCGAGGCGCACAAGAACGGACACGCCAACGGACACGCCGUCCGGGACCUCGCCGACGACCUCAUCAUGGCCUCGGGGGACGGCAUCGCCGCCGGCGGCGGAGGGAACAAGUCCGGGAAGCGCAACGGGAUGGUCAACGGCUACCACAAAGAUCUGGUCCAGAUCCCCAUGCCCGAGCCCACGCGCUCGCAGUUCCCGGCCGAGUGGGGCAAGACGGCCGUGGCCUUCUUCUACGCCAUCUGCUGCUUCGUGUCCACCACGGUCAUGAUCUCCGUCGUCCACGAGCGCGUGCCGCCCAAGGAGGUGGACCCGCCGCUGCCCGACAAGUUCUUUGACCUUUUUGACCGUGUGGAGUGGGCCUUCUCCAUCUGCGAGAUCAACGGCAUCAUCCUAGUGUGCUUGUGGCUGUUGCAGUGGACCCUGUUGAAAUACAAAUCCAUCGUGGGCCGGCGCUUCUUCUUCAUCGUGGGCACACUCUACCUGUACAGGUGUAUCACCAUGUACAUUACGACCCUUCCCGUGCCAGGGAUGCACUUCAAGUGUUCCCCCAAGCUGCUUGGGGACUGGGAGGCGCAGAUGAGGAGGGUGAUGAAGUUGAUCGCCGGCGGUGGGCUCACCAUCACCGGCUCCCACUCCAUGUGCGGCGACUACCUGUACAGCGGCCACACGGUCAUGCUCACGCUCACCUAUCUGUUCAUCAAAGAGUACUCUCCAAAGAGGUUCUGGUGGUACCACUGGGCCUGCUGGCUAAUGAGUGCGGUCGGCAUCUUCUGCAUCCUGCUGGCCCACGACCACUACACCAUAGACGUCGUGGUGGCCUACUUCAUCACAACGAGACUCUUCUGGUGGUACCACACCAUAGCCAACCAGCAGGUCCUGAAGGAGCCAUCACCGAGCAACUUCAUCUCGCGAGCGUGGUGGUACCGGUUCUUCUACUACCUGGAGGAGAACAUCCAAGGCAUAGUCCCGCGGAACUACCAGGUGCCUUACCUGUGGCGACCGUGGCAGUGGGGCCACGUGAAGUACACAAGAAUAGACUCCGAGUGAGCGAAUGACUUGAUCGGCGGAGCUGACGGACUGACCUUCCUAGUGACCUGUCACCUCUCAAGCUGCCACUGCGUCUUUUUUUGGGGGGGGGCCCGAAUUUAGGGGCAGCGAGUGAGUAGAGACUCAAAGGGAGGCUUCAAUUGCCCUCAAGUGCCAGAUUCCCGUCACAAGAAGGUACCCAUGGAGUACCAUCACCAUAACCACCUCUUCCUUACAAACUCCCCGAAUCCCCCCCCCCCAUAUCAGACUGGUCAACACUGUGACUUAUCGUUAAAAGCAUUUCAUUUAGGGUUGCAAAAGCUAAGAGUGCUUCUUUUUAUGCCUAUGUUCUUCUUGCCACAAGGGCCAGGGCUGUGCAGAGUUUGUCCCUCCAAGUUUGUUUUGGGUAUAUGCUAACGGUUGUCCAGGCAACCGGUUAAAUUGUCCGUGCAUGAUUCAAGUCAGUGACCCACCCCACGCCAUGGUGGUCAGGACUUGGAAUGACUGCAAGGACAGACCUGGAAAAUGUGUCACAAGGUUGUUAUGCCACUUUUCCCUGAAUGUUGGGGUGAAUGAUGAAUGAACAAGUGUGUUUUUCUGUUAGAAAAGAAGCAAAACAAAAAAAACCAAGUUAAACUGCAGUGGGAUUAAAUCACAAAUCCACCAAAACACAACUAGGGAAAAUGUGGUGGAGGAUUUCUUUCUUUUUUUUUUUGUAAUAGUGGCUUUCCUCAAGAAAUAUUGCCAAGGUGCAAAAAGAGAGAGAAAAAAAAGUUUUUCUAAGAAAUCUAAAACUUCAUUUAUUUUUCCAACUAAUGCUUUGUAUAUGGCAAACGGAUAUCGAGUGGUAUGUAUACAUUCCUCAGUGCCUUUUUAGACGUGACUGUACUGUCAGCUUGUAAGUCCAUGUCAUCAUGUUUCAUAUCUCCUUGCAAUGUGUAACGGCGAUGUAAUGUUGUAAGGCAUCAGUGUUUGCUUCUUUCUCUUUGUUUUUGUUUGUUUGUUUAAAUUUUUUUUUAACCUGAGAAGGUCUAGCAGGUUGCCUGUUUUGCGAAGCUUGUCGCCCCCACCCUUUUUACUCCCCUUUAAGACUGGUGGGCGACGGGCGGGGGUCGCGCAAAUCUCUCUCAUCCUCCGAAUAUUUCGCUUCUCUUGUCUAGCCAAGACGUCUAGCCAAGAUGUUUAGCUAAUAUGAUUGUGUCAAAGCUGAUUCAAUUGUGGUGAACCAUUUCAUUCAUGUUGGACUGUUUUUAUUUAUUUUUCCUGUGUGUGUUUGUCUGUUUAUUUGUUUGUUUGUUUGUUUAUUUGUUUUGUUGUUGUUGAUAUGUAUGUACUUUGCGGGACCCGACAAACGAGACUGCGAGUUGUUUGGUUUCAGACCUUUUUACUUUGUCAUUGUCCAAGCCAAAUAAGCUGUAUUGCCUGGGCCCUAAAUGAAAAGGUCAACUGAGUUUGAGGUGGGUGCUCGGGUGCUCAAAGCUGCUGAGAGUGUCCCCUGGUCCUUUUUAUCAGUGGUCACAUGCAACAACUCCACCGCCCCCCCCCCCCCCCCCCCUUAUCUCCCUUCUCUCUCUCCCUCCCCCUGUAGCCCUCUAAAGCACAGCGAGUGUGGAAAAGCACCAAGUUCAGACUUCCAGAGAGCGGAUGGUCAGUGAAGGCCUCAAAUUAUCCUCAUCUUUACCUUUGCUACGCACCGAUUUGUUUGUUUGGGAUCUCGCUAGUACUGGUUACCAGCUGUUACAGCCCCGAUUUUUUACUUGUCCUCAGAGAGGGUACAAGCUUUUUUUUUUUUUUUUUUUUUAAGUCAGCAAGUUACAUUUUGCUGUUAAUGUUGUUACGUUAGUGGAGGAAUUAUGUUGGGGACGGCGAGGAAGAUGUCAGAAUUUUUGGUCUUCACUGUCCAGACUAACUCUCUGAGGUUUUGCCUAACGUGAAGCUGCUAGAUGUGUUGGAACAUUAGAUGAUCUGCAUCCAGCGGCAAAUAAAAAAACUGUCAGCAUG